Cynocephalus volans (Philippine flying lemur) is the source of this 1050-nucleotide messenger RNA. RefSeq names its product KH RNA binding domain containing, signal transduction associated 2 (gene KHDRBS2). Gene Ontology annotation, cellular component: nucleus. Gene Ontology annotation, biological process: regulation of alternative mRNA splicing, via spliceosome. The record is from RefSeq and is a predicted model, not a curated record. Gene Ontology annotation, molecular function: poly(A) binding; mRNA binding. The transcript has 9 exons. Lineage: Eukaryota; Metazoa; Chordata; Mammalia; Dermoptera; Cynocephalidae. Bases 1 to 1050 code for a protein of 349 amino acids.
AUGGAAGAAGAGAAAUAUUUGCCUGAGCUGAUGGCAGAGAAAGAUAGCCUGGAUCCAUCUUUUGUGCAUGCAUCGCGCCUUUUGGCGGAAGAAAUUGAAAAAUUUCAAGGUUCUGAUGGAAAAAAGGAAGACGAAGAAAAGAAAUAUCUUGAUGUCAUCAGCAACAAAAAUAUAAAGCUUUCAGAAAGAGUAUUGAUUCCUGUCAAACAAUAUCCAAAGUUCAAUUUUGUGGGGAAAUUGCUUGGACCAAGAGGAAACUCUUUGAAGAGGCUACAGGAAGAAACAGGUGCUAAAAUGUCUAUCCUGGGCAAAGGAUCAAUGAGAGAUAAAGCAAAGGAAGAAGAACUAAGGAAAAGUGGGGAAGCCAAAUAUGCUCACUUGAGUGAUGAACUUCACGUAUUAAUUGAAGUGUUUGCUCCACCUGGGGAAGCUUAUUCACGUAUGAGUCAUGCGUUGGAAGAGAUUAAAAAAUUCCUGGUUCCUGACUACAAUGAUGAAAUUCGUCAGGAACAACUACGUGAAUUAUCUUACUUAAAUGGCUCAGAGGACUCUGGUCGUGGCAGAGGUAUUAGAGGCAGAGGGAUCAGAGUAGCUCCCACAGCUCCUUCAAGGGGCCGUGGGGGUGCCAUUCCUCCUCCCCCACCACCUGGACGAGGUGUUCUCACCCCCCGAGGGACUACUGUGACUCGUGGAGCUCUUCCAGUGCCCCCUGUAGCAAGAGGGGUCCCUACCCCUCGAGCCCGGGGGGCACCAGCAGUGCCAGGAUACAGGGCGCCCCCUCCUCCAGCUCAUGAGGCUUAUGAAGAAUAUGGGUAUGAUGAUGGCUACGGGGGUGAAUAUGAUGACCAGACCUAUGAGGCUUAUGAUAACACCUAUGCGACCCAGACUCAAAGUGUGCCUGAAUAUUAUGACUACGGUCAUGGAGUAAGUGAGGAUGCCUAUGACAGCUACGCACCAGAAGAAUGGGCCACAACCCGCUCCAGCUUGAAGGCACCCCCGCCAAGGUCAGCCAGAGGGGGAUACAGGGAGCAUCCCUAUGGUAGAUAUUGA